CCAAAAUCGACAUACUAAUACGAUUAUCCAGUUUUAGUAAUUUUUUAAUACAGGUACAUAUAAAAAUAAAUUUAAGUUAUCCAAAUAGUUUUCCAUUGUAUAACAACACAAAUAUUUCUAUUACUCACUAAUAUAUCUAACAUUCGCAUUUAUUGAUUUGUUAUAUAUCAAUCUAAAAUUCAGCAACAUUUUCGAAUUUCAUUUCGUCAUAAAAUAGCAGACAAUUGACAUUUUUCCGCUUUACUUCAGAUCAAUCACCGCUCGGAUUUUGUUUUUAUAUAUUCCAAAAUAUAAAUUGUAAAAUUCGCACAUCGAUAAACAGAAAUACCAAACACGCGCUUCGUGUCAAUUAAAAUUCUUCAAAGAGCUAUUUCUGGCGGACGCGAACUUGAAAUUUUAUUUUUAUUUGCACAUCGACUAAAGUUUUCACUUUAGAAUUUUCCAGAUAACUGAAUAAUUUAGUGAGACUACUUCUAAAAAUUAUACCUUAAUUAGACAUAAGGGUGUAUUCUUUAAUGUAAUAACAAUGAUUAUGAAAUGUAGGUUAACAUUUACAAGUAGUAUUUGAACAGAAAAUAUAUUGCGAUUGGAAAUCUGAAGAAAAAACGCAAUUCUUUAACGGUUUUGUUUUCAUUCGCCUUUGCGAAGGUCAAGUGUAUGGUUUAAUAUGUAAAGCGUUACGUAAAUUUCUCUUUUUAACCGACGCCCGGCGUCCAAAAAUACCGACCGUCUUUUAAAGAUAGAACAGAUAAUAUUGAUUUUUCAUUCGCAAACUCCAGCAUUGAUUUUUAAUAUUAAUAUAUCUACCUCGAUUCUUGUUUUGAUAUCCGGUUAAAUUAUCACGAAAAUAGUUUGUUUGUUGUUAUUUCGAAAAAUUAUUUUAGGAAAAAUUAAUGCUGAAAUGUCUACUAAUAGUGGGUAUAAAUUAUUCCGGGAUAUCCUGCGGGUUUGUGAAUAAUAUAAACAUCGUACACUGGAUAGAUGCAAUAAACAACAUUUCAUAGUAAUGACAGGAAUUUUGACAGAUAAUCUGUUAAUUAAUUUACUUCUAUCACAUAUGUCAACACAUGAAAUAAAUCUUCCGUCAAAUUAUUCAUGUCAUUUAAAAAGGACAUUUGCAAAUUCAUGCACUCUUCUUUUUUUGUGUUCCAUGGAUAUUAAUUUUCUACGAAUUAAUUUCCCUCUAAUAUUAAUUUCUACGAAUUAAUUUCCAUGACCAUCAAGAUGUUUACGUCGAAAUUUCUUAUCUAAUCGGGCUAUUAGUAAAUUGGGCAUUAACAUUAAAUUCAAAUUUAUCGACUUAACCCCCCCUAGGAGAUUGAUUUGCAACUGCGUUUGUUUACAAAAGGCCUACUUAAUUGAAAACAUCCUUUCUCUAUCAGCUAUCAUAUCACUAUCACUGAAGUUUUUCGAGUGUACAGAUAACGCAAUAAAAUUCUUGAUAUAACGAGAAAAAAUGGCCCUGAACAAUUUGUCCGCGCGCGAGCAUUGCGAUUACCCUAAAAUCAUCGAAAACGGCCAGAUAGUGGUCGUCAACAAUCCCCUGAUGCUCUAUUCCCCGGCCAAUUCCAACGACUGCUCCCUAAUGUUGAACACGUGCAGGGACACGAAUUUCACGCAAAACCUGCCCGAAUUGGUGCUCGACACAAGGUACUUCCAAUACGAGGGCCAACAGAACAUGCCCAAGCCGGUGUUCGAUUUCUCUCGCAGUUUCGAAUUCGCCCAUCGAAAUCGAUUGGAGGAGAAUCUGUCGGUUUUGGAAGUGUUCGACAACGAGCCAGAUAAGCCCGAAUUCAUUGACAUUAGUAAAUUGUCAGAACUUAGCGAGAACAAAGCGAGCAGCAUCGACGGUUGCGACGUGCUCGAGCUGAGCGACGAUGAGGUUAUAUUCGUGAAGGAGUACAAAGAGAACGAUGAUAAACCCGAGAAGGAGCAUGCUUCGAAAGCAGAGGGCCCGAUUCGAAGGAACCCGGUGAGAAUGGUGAGGAACAAGUCCAGGGAUCUGUCCAAAGAGUUGCUGUUCGAGGAGGAUUUCGCCUUUUUGGACGUCAGCGACGAGGAAACCGAGGAUAAAGAGAACAAAUUAAAUGUUAAGAAAUCCCCGACGGUUAAGCUGCCGAAGGAAUGGCCGGUGAACGUGCACGAACGGCCGGAGUACAAUCCGGUCACCAAUAACAUAGAAUCCUUCGAUUAUACGAUAAGAGAAAUCCAGGAAACUGCCUCAGUGUUUAAGAAACCCAAAACCGAUGCCGUUGUACCUAAAAAACCCAUUAAAAAGAAACCCGUGGCGGUCAGAAGAAGAACCAGAACACCUAAAGAAACCAAAAAAUCCCCCAUAGAAGAAUUGAAACCUCUAGUCAACACCACCACCGACAUGUUGAAAGAUUAUUUCGUGAACAGUAAAAAACACAAAGAUUUGGUCUCUACCAAAUCGGACAUUUGUAGUUUCGAGAAUAAGUUAGAGAUUUUAAAAAACCAAGCAUUUUUGUUCGCCAUAGUUAAUAAUUUAGACGAAAACGAAGUCAUGGAGAAAUUUAAGUUACUGAACGUCGAUACCGAAUCCAAAAGUUAAUAUUUAAGUAAGGUGCUAAUUUAUUUUUUGAUUGCUUGAAACUUGUACAUAGGAUGUUCGCUGUGUUAAUAAAUUAUUUACGAUUUUCCUUCAAAGUUUUGUGCUGUUUUUCACUAAAAAUUCCUCAUUAUAUUAAUAAUAAAUUCGAUAAUUUGCUGGUGGCGCAACAAUAGCUUCUCUCGAGAAGAAACGACUUUUAUUUCAUAUUAAUCCAGCCAGGUGACAACUUUAUUAGAUUUAAUUAUGACAAGUUGUAUCUAAAUGAUCGAAUAAGGCAUUACACACUCGAUGAGUUAUUUAUUUACCGUUUUCUCAACGAUCUACCCGCUUGUAUUUUUCCUAUUCACUUUGGCGAUGACGAGGCCAUCGGUGUUAAUUCCACAAUAUAUAAAAAAUAGACAGCAUACGAAAAUAAACAAGUACAAGCAAAAUAUAGCCAUUAUGGCCAGUUGAUGUCGUCAGUCCGUCGAAUGAUCACUAACUGUAACGGUGGAAUUUUUUUCGUAAUUCUUAUCGACUCUCCUGUGGUCUCUUCUGCGGUCUUUCCUGUUGUUUCGAUACUCCUCUUCGACGCUCUCUUCCGAAAAAAC
Molecule: messenger RNA, 3162 nt
Organism: Phyllotreta striolata
Lineage: Eukaryota; Metazoa; Arthropoda; Insecta; Coleoptera; Chrysomelidae
Source: the annotation of a GenBank genome assembly